AUGUUACGUAUCAAGAACUUGGCCAGAUCUACCAGAUCUUUAAGAACUCCUUUAAUUAGAUCCUCCACUUUAAUAAGAUCAAUCCAAUCUUCAUCAAUCGUUUCAGCUUCUGCCUUAAAUCAAUCAGAUUCAAAAGUUAGUUCUGGUUCCUCUUCUUUCCACAAAGCCCCAAAAUUAAUCUCAAAUAAAACUGACAGACCUUCAAUCGUCAUCUUGGGUUCAGGUUGGGGUGCUAUUUCAUUCUUAAAACAUAUUGAUUCCACUAAAUAUAAUGUUAUAAUCAUUUCUCCAAGAAAUUAUUUCCUCUUCACUCCAUUAUUACCUUCAUGUCCAGUUGGUACUGUUGAUGAAAAAUCAAUCAUGGAACCUGUUGUUUCAUUCGCCAACAAGAAGAAAGGUGAUGUUACUUAUUAUGAAGCUGAAGCUACUGAUAUUAAUCCAAAUGAUAAAACUGUUACAAUUAAAUCAUUUUCAAAUAUAAACACCACUGUUACCUCUGCUGAUGGUGUUGGUAUCAACGUUGGUUUAAAAGCUAAUGAAAUUGCUCAAAUCUCUUAUGAUUAUUUAGUCACUGCUGUUGGUGCUGAACCAAACACUUUUGGUAUUCCAGGUGUUGAAGAACAUGGUUGUUUCCUUAAAGAAAUUUCAGAUUCAAGAAAAAUUAGACAUAGAUUCAUUGAAGCUGUGGAAAGAGCCAAUUUAUUACCAAAAGAUGAUCCUGAAAGAAAAAGAUUAUUAACUUUGGUUGUUGUUGGUGGUGGUCCAACUGGUGUGGAAACUGCUGGUGAAUUACAAGAUUAUAUUGAUCAAGAUUUGAAAACUUUUAUGCCAAAUAUCGUUGAUGAAGUGCAAAUCGUCUUGAUCGAAGCCUUACCUGUUGUUUUGAAUAUGUUUGAAAAAAAAUUAACUUCAUAUGCUGAAAAAGUUUUAAAAGAAACUACAAUUGAUUUGAAAACCAGAACUGCCGUUUCAAAAGUUGAAGAUAAAUUCCUUGUUGCUAAAACCAAGAAUGAAGAUGGUUCAAUUGAUGAAACUACAAUCCCAUAUGGUGUUUUAGUUUGGGCCACUGGUAAUAAACCAAGAUCUUUAGUUACCAAUUUAUAUAAAAAAAUCCCUGAACAAAACCAUGCUACAAGAGGUUUAAUCGUUGAUGAACAUUUAUUAGUUAAAGGUACAAACAACAUCUUUGCCAUUGGUGAUAAUGCUUUUGCUAAAUUACCACCAACUGCUCAAGUUGCUCAUCAAGAAGCUGAAUAUUUAUGUAAAGUUUUCACAAAAAUUUCCAAGAUUCCAAAUUUCCAUGAAAAAUUAGCAACAACUACUGAAAAAGUUGAUUUAUUAUUCCAAGAAAAUGGUAUUAAACCAUUUAAAUAUAUUCAUUUAGGUGCUUUAGCUUAUUUAGGUGCUGAAAGAGCUAUUGCAAACAUUACUUAUGGUUCUCGUUCAUUCUAUUCUGGUGGUGGUAUUUUCACUUUCUUUGUCUGGAGAGUUUUAUAUGUUUCAAUGAUUUUAUCUGUUAGAUCAAGAUUUAAAGUUGUUGCUGAUUGGUUAAAGAUUUCAUUCUUCGGUAGAGAUGCUUUCAAAGAAUUAUAA
Messenger RNA from Hansenula anomala, 1593 nucleotides. RefSeq names its product NADH-ubiquinone reductase (H(+)-translocating) NDI1 (gene NDI1). The record is from RefSeq and is a predicted model, not a curated record. Gene Ontology annotation, molecular function: NADH dehydrogenase activity. The transcript has a single exon. The coding region runs from base 1 to 1593 and encodes 530 amino acids. Lineage: Eukaryota; Fungi; Ascomycota; Saccharomycetes; Phaffomycetales; Wickerhamomycetaceae.